AGUACUACUCUGACCUCAUCAAUCCCCCAGGGUACAACUCUGACCUCAUCAAUCACCCAGGGUACAACUCUGACCUCAUCAAUCCCCCAGGGUACAACUCUGACUCAACAAUUCCCCAGGGGUACAUCUCUGACCUCAUCAAUCCCCCAGAGUACUACUCUGACCUCAUCAAUCCCCCAGGGUACAACUCUGACCUCAUCAAACCCCCAGGGUACAUCUCUGACCUCAACAAUGCCCCAGAGUACUACUCUGACCUCAUCAAUGACCCAGGGUACAACUCUGACCUCAUCAAACCCCCAGGUCCCCCAGAGUACUACUCUGACCUCAACAAUGCCCCAGCGUACAACUCUGACCUCAUCAAUCCCCCAGGGUACAACUCUGACCUCAUCAAUCCCCCAGGGUACAACUCUGACCUCAUCAAUCCCCCAGGGUACAACUCUGACCUCAUCAAUCCCUCAGGGUACAACUUUGACCUCAUCAAUCCCCCAGCGUACAACUUUGACCUCAUCAAUCCCCCAGCGUACAACUCUGACCUCAUCAAUCCCUGG
Molecule: messenger RNA, 548 nt
Organism: Oncorhynchus masou masou (cherry salmon)
Lineage: Eukaryota; Metazoa; Chordata; Actinopteri; Salmoniformes; Salmonidae
Exons: 3
Source: RefSeq, a predicted model, not a curated record